UUUUGAGAUUCUGUGGAGAAAAUAAACUGAUCGAUUUUCUCGUCUACUUUCUUCGCCGAGAAAAAGAUAAGACACGAGAGAAAAUUCAAAGGGAGAAACAAUCAUGGAGUCGACGCCGGUGAACUGGGAGGCGCUUGAUGCUCUGAUCAUCGAUUUCAUUAGAUCAGAAAAUCUGGUCGAAGACGCCUUCUCAAAUUCGUCUCCAUCUCCAUUAUCGUCGCCUUCCUCUUCUUCGUCUCCUUCUAUCUCCUCUUCGUCUUUUCAUGCUAGGUUGAUCAUUCGGCGCAUCAGAAGUUCCAUAGAAUCCGGUGACAUUGAGGCCGCAAUUGAUCUCAUUCGUUCUCACGCCGCUUUCGUCCUCGAUGAUCAUCGACUUCUUUUCCGCUUGCAGAAACAGAAAUUCAUUGAGCUGUUGAGAAAAGGCACUGCUGAAGAUCUCGAGGCUGCAAUUGGUUGCUUGAGGACUUCUCUUGCUCCGUGCGCGCUUGACGCCUAUCCGGAAGCUUACGAGGAAUUCAAGCAUGUCCUUCUUGCACUCAUUUAUGAUAAAGACGAUCAAACCUCUCCUGUGGCAAAUGAGUGGGCAGAAAAAAGGAGGUACGAAAUGGCUGGACUGAUGUCGUCUGUGUUGAGAGCUUGCUUACAAGCAUAUGAUCCAGUCUUUUCAAUGACACUAAGAUAUUUGAUAAGCAUACACAAAGGAUUUUGCUUUCGCCAAGGAAUUGUUUCCCCAGUUUCGGAUCUUACACAGAGAUUGCUCCUGGAGGAGCGUGAUGCUCCAGCCCCUCCUCUGGAGAGUUUAUAUGAAGCUCCUCCAUUUGAUGAGGUAGACAUACAAGCUCUUGCUCAUGCUGUAGACCUCACAAGACAAGGUGCUGUCGAAAGCAUGAGAUUUGCCAAGGGUGACCUUUUCCUGGCAUUUCAGAAUGAAUUGUGUAGGAUGCAAUUGGAUGUUUCGGUGCUUGACGAACUUGUUAAAGAGUACUGCAUCUACCGGGGUAUCGUGGAGUCAGAGAUGCAGAUGAUCGCUGGUACCGUAAAAGGCAAUCAAUCAGAGAUUGGCUACAGUUCAUCAAGAGAUUGGUCUUCUUCCGAAGUGGAUAUUAGCAUGAGUAAGCAUUCAGAUGUCGAAAACUCCAGCUUCAACAGCACGCUUGAUGGUUCGCCCACACAUAAUACCGACAUAUCUAGCAAACAAGGGGCUGAUCUUGAAUCACGUUAUAGCAGUGAAGUGACCGGUGAUUAUGAGGAUUGCAGCACCAGCUGGUCACUGCAAUGUGAACAUUCAAGAGCUUUCCUUAGACAUAGAACCCAUAUGACCGGUGAAAGAACUAAACGCAAAAGAUGGAGGAGAAGACAUACUGAUGUGAAUUGUAUUAACUCAGAGUCAAGCGUCAACUUUCUAAAGGCACAAGAAGAGGACACCAAAAGAAAGUUAAUUUCCGAUACUCGUAAUAUGGAGGACAAGUACGAGAUAAUUUUGGGACUGAAAGAAUUAGCGAGCAGAGGAAUGGCAGCAGAAUUAGUUGUCGAAAUCAGCUCCAUGGAUCCAGAUUUUUUCACGCAAAAUCCGGUUUUUCUUUUCCAUCUUAAGCAGGUCGAAUUUCUGAAGCUGGUGAGUGCGGGUAAUCACAACGAGGCAUUAAAGGUUGCGGGUUCUCAUUUAGGACCAAUAGCAGCGAGCAACCCGUCUUUGCUGAAGGUGUUAAAGGAGACUUUACUAGCUUUACUCCAACCCGAUGAAAAUGCUCUGGAGAAGGAGUUGCCUUUGAAUGCUCUGGCCAACUCCUUACAGGUGGAGCUUGGUAGGAGGAUAGGAGUGGAAGAACCCCAGCUCAUGAAAAUAAUAAGAGCAACCCUUCACACACACACCGAGUGGUUCAAACUUCAGAUGUGCAAAGAUCGGUUUGAAAGCCUUGUUAAGAUAGACUCUUUGAAGGAAGUUAACACAAACAUGAUAGGGGCUGUGAAAUCGAAGAAAUCAAACUUAGAUAGCAGCUUCAGCACUCACGGGUCAUCCCAGGUCACCACCACUUCUUCCAGCACCAUGACCUUCGAGGACGGUAGCAGCUCCACUCCGGCUUCGUCCAGAGACUUUCUGUGGGAAGAAAGUGCCAUCCUUAAAGUAAUGGAGUUUCUGGCAUUGCCGAGGGCUGAUGCGAUCCAGCUUCUGUCCCAAUACAAUGGAAACGCAGAGGCUGUCAUUCAGCAACUCUUUGGUUAGGGUCACUGAAAAAAUCUUAAAACCUGGUAAAAGCCCAACUGAAACGCUGAGGCUUUCAUCCACAAGUAUAUAUGUUUGUUUUUUUAUUUAUUUACUUUGGUUAAAAUAUUGGUUAAUUCAUUCUGUAAUUGGUGUACUAUAUGUUUAAAUGUGUAUUACACACA
This is a messenger RNA of Tarenaya hassleriana, 2388 nucleotides long. RefSeq lists its product as uncharacterized. Gene Ontology annotation, cellular component: cytoplasm; nucleus. Gene Ontology annotation, biological process: proteasome-mediated ubiquitin-dependent protein catabolic process. The transcript is spliced from 12 exons. NCBI's taxonomy places the organism in Eukaryota, Viridiplantae, Streptophyta, Magnoliopsida, Brassicales, Cleomaceae. The coding region runs from base 104 to 2224 and encodes 706 amino acids. The record is from RefSeq and is a predicted model, not a curated record.